AUGGCGUCCAGCCAGCCCGGAAAUCUCCAGCAGCCAGCAAACUCGAGCAACUGUGAGGAUGGCCAACCAGAAGCUGUAGAAGGAGAAGUAUGGGAUGAAGAGCGCCUUGAGAAAGCCAUGAAGACUAUGAAGGAAAUGCAUAUUCAACUUCGAGAUUUGAGAACGACACUGCCCAGGCUGAUCGCCCCGUUAACCAAGAAACAACCUUCACCCGAAACAUUGUUCCGCGAAUUUUCAGCGUCUGCGAAUUCUGCGAUCCAAGAGGUACAGGAAUUCCGUCGCUUGGUGACGUCCGACGACAGCAAGAAGGUUAUGGAGCAAGCAAGGAAGAGUCGUGCGGAGAAUCCAAAGGGCAUCAAACCUUGGAAAGCAUCAGAUCACCCAGAUUGGCUAAGAAGAGAAACAUAA
Cadophora gregata is the source of this 408-nucleotide messenger RNA. RefSeq lists its product as uncharacterized. The record is from RefSeq and is a predicted model, not a curated record. The coding region runs from base 1 to 408 and encodes 135 amino acids. The transcript has 3 exons. Lineage: Eukaryota; Fungi; Ascomycota; Leotiomycetes; Helotiales; Ploettnerulaceae.